Cylicocyclus nassatus is the source of this 450-nucleotide messenger RNA. NCBI's taxonomy places the organism in Eukaryota, Metazoa, Nematoda, Chromadorea, Rhabditida, Strongylidae. The record is from the annotation of a GenBank genome assembly.
AUGAAAUUUCAGCUAAGAGGCUUACUCGACAAUCUAUUCAACGUGAUUGGUAACUUGAAAGUUCUGCGACCAGGAAGAAUGAUCUUUCAGAGUGACGACAAUACUAAAGUAUUGGAAGAUUACAAGGCACUUUUCGUCUACGACCCUUUCCAAGUUUGUUCACUUUCGGUAAUGAGAGCCGAUGGAUAUACUAAAUCCAUGAAAUCUUUGAGAACUCCUGUUGAUUUGCUGCAGAGUACGACGCCACUUGACAAGACGUCAUCUGUAAACAACGGGAAUACCCAUGAUCAGAAGCUUGAUACAAGACCAGUACUAAGAAACAAUACGGAUCGCUACUGGAUGCUUAGAAAAAAGGAGAAAACACUAUUGCAAUUGAAGAAUCAGAGCGAUGUGGUAUGGCAGAUGGCAAAGCAAAACCGCUCUUAUAUAAAAUGCUCGAUGGCUUUGUAG